CAGAGCAGCGAGAGAGAGAGAGAGAGAGAGAGAGUUUGAACCUUUCUUCCUUCUCACCGUCGAUCUGUAUCUUUGAACCUCGCCGUCGCUCUUCCGUUCUCCCCUGACCGCCGGCAGCUUGUCAUGUUCCCUUUCUUUCUGCUGUUCGUCCGAUGGCUAAGAUUAUAAAGUUAUGGAUAGAGAAUGGAUGUCUUCCAAUCGAUUAAGUAAAGAGUAUUUGAAUGGUGUGAAAGAGUUUAUGAAGUUUGCUCUUGAGCAUGUGAAAGACCCUAAAAGAAUAGUAUGCCCUUGUGUAAGAUGUGGUCUUUUGAAGCAAAUUAGUGCAUCUGAGAUGGAAGACCAUUUAGUGUGCUAUGAAAUUGAUGAAAAUUACAAGUGUUGGCAUAAGCAUGGAGAGACUAGAGGGGAUGAGUCUACUAGUAAUUGGGAGUAUAAAGUAAGCUUUGAAUCAGACGAUCAUGACUCAAUAUACUUAUAAGGGUGACUGUCUUGAAGAGAUGGCCAAUACAAUUGAAAGGGAACUUGAGGAUUGUCCUGAAAUGUUAGAGAUGUUGAAAAGUGAUGCAGAGAAGCCCUUGUAUGUUGGUUGCACUGAAUUCACAAAGUUGUCAGUAGUGUUGAAAUUGUACAACUUAAAAGUGAGCAAUGGAUGGAGUGAUAAGAGCUUUACAGAAAAUCUUACACUUAUAAAACAACUUUUACCUGCAAACAACGAGCUUCUAAGGACUAUUUAUGAGGUAAAACAAAUGCUACGCUCAAUUGGCAUGAGUUAUGAGAAAAUACAUGCCUGUCUUAAUGAUUGCAUAUUAUUUAGAAAUAAAUAUGCAUCAUUAAUGGAGUGUCCAAAAUGUAAUGCCUUGCACUAUAAAGAGAAUGGGAAGAGUCCAAAGAAGGCAUUAUGGUACUUUUCGAUUGUACCUAGAUUUAGACGGUUGUACAGUAGUGCAGAGGAUGCAAAAAAUUUAACAUGGCAAGCGGAUGAACGAAUCAAAGAUGGAAAGCUUCGACAUCCAGCUGACUCUUCUCAAUGGAAAAAAAUUGAUCUCGAUUACCUUGACUUUGGAGCAGAAAAUAGAAACCUUCGCCUUAUAUUAUCUACUAAUAGAAUGAAUCCACACGGGCUUCAAAGUAGCAGUCACAGUACAUGGCCAGUUAUUUUGGUAAUUUACAACUUACCUCUAUGGUUAUGUAUGAAGCGAAAAUAUAUGAUGCUAUCCAUUUUAAUUUUGGGGCCAAAACAGCCGGGAAAUGACAUAGACAUAUAUUUGGCUCCUUUAAUUGAAGAUUUAAAAUUGUUGUGGGAGCAUGGUGUUGAGGUAUAUGAUGGACAUAGAGAGGAAAGGUUCAAUUUAAGAGCAUUGUUGUUUGGUACAAUGAAUGAUUUUCCAGCAUAUGGUAAUUUAUCAGGGUAUAGUAUCAAAGGAAAACUCGAAUGUCCUAUUUGUGAAGAUAGCACACAUUUAGUGAGAUUAGAACAUGGGAUGAAGAAUGUCUAUCUCGGACAUCGUAGAUGGUUGCAUCCUGAUCAUUAUUAUCGACACCUAGAAAAAGCUUUCAAUGGGAAUUCAGAAGAAAGUAAGGCACCUUUGCCACUGAUAGGUGAGCAACAUUUUGACAAGGUGAAGAAUUUGAAUAUCAAGUUUGGCAAACCUUUUGCAAAGCAUUUUAAGACAUGUGGGUGGAAGAAAAGGUUUGUUUUUUUUGACCUACCAUAUUGGCAAUCUUUAUAUGUGAGACAUUUUCUUGAUACGAUACACAUUGAGAAAAAUGUGUGUGACAGUUUGAUUGGUACAUUACUUCAUAUUCUGAGAAAGACUAAAGAUGACAUCAAGGCAAGACUUGAUAUGAUUUCUACGGGGAUAGGGGAAGAGUUGGUUCCGCAAGAGAAGGGAAGUCGCACAUUUCUUCAUGCAGCGGCUCAUUCAUUGUUUAGAAGAGAAAAGAAGAUUUUUUGUGAGUUGCUUGCUACUGUUAAAGUUCCAGAAGGGUACUCUUCAAAUAUUAAGGGCCUUGUGUCAUUGAAGGAUUUGAAGUUGAAGGGUUUAAAGUUGCAUAAUUGUCAUGUGUUGAUGGAGAAUUUUAUUCCAGUGGCUAUACGUUCUAUUUUACCUGAUAUGGUUCGAGCCAUGAUUAUAAAAUUGUGUUUCUUCUUUAAGUCUAUAUGUAGUAAAGUGAUUGACCCAACAAAAUUGUCAAGAUUGCAAAGCCGAAUUGUGUUAAUCUUGUGUGAACUUGAAAUGUAUUUUUCGCCUGCAUUCUUCGAUAUAAUGGUGCACCUCACUAUUCAUCUAGUUAGAGAGAUACAAAUGUGUGGCCCAGUUUUCUUGAGAUGGAUGUAUCCAUUUGAGCGUUACAUGAAGAUACUAAAAGGAUAUGUAAAAAAUCGGAGUCAACCUAAAGGUUGUAUAGUUGAACGAUACAUUUUGUGAGGAAGCGGUUGAAUUUUGUACUGAGUACUUAU
Messenger RNA from Prosopis cineraria, 2461 nucleotides. RefSeq lists its product as uncharacterized. The record is from RefSeq and is a predicted model, not a curated record. The coding region runs from base 459 to 2429 and encodes 656 amino acids. The transcript is spliced from 2 exons. Lineage: Eukaryota; Viridiplantae; Streptophyta; Magnoliopsida; Fabales; Fabaceae.